Dicrocoelium dendriticum is the source of this 291-nucleotide messenger RNA. NCBI's taxonomy places the organism in Eukaryota, Metazoa, Platyhelminthes, Trematoda, Plagiorchiida, Dicrocoeliidae. The record is from the annotation of a GenBank genome assembly.
AUGUUUGUUAUACCCCAUCCUCCAAAAGAUAUUCUGGAUUUGAGGAAUGUAAUGGAAAAAGCUGGUUACUCGGUCACGGACAUCUCUAUGCUAAACAUACCUCUUGCUUUGGCCACGGUCGCAUCUGCGAAAAAUUUGAAGUCCGAGAAAUCGGGAUUUCCUCCUUUGUCCCUCAAUGGAUCUGCAGUCCAUAUCAUUCAUUUGGAUGCCCCAAAGGAAUCGCUAGCAAAACUGGCGAUCCCGGUUACUACAACGAUCAUCGUAACCGGUAUCCCAAAGUCUGUCACCCUA